Molecule: messenger RNA, 1896 nt
Organism: Pelobates fuscus (common spadefoot toad)
Lineage: Eukaryota; Metazoa; Chordata; Amphibia; Anura; Pelobatidae
Product: uroplakin-3b-like
Exons: 7
Coding region: 132-914 (260 amino acids)
Cellular component (GO): membrane
Source: RefSeq, a predicted model, not a curated record
CUGCCUCGGGCAGUGAAAAUACUCUAUACUUAAGUUUUUGAAGACAGAGAACAUUGGGCUGGGAGACAUGUUCGUGAAAAAUUAGUUGUAAAAUCAGCUCUUGAUGAACAUUUGAGUGGGCUACUGGCACGAUGGGUCUCUAUGUUAAUCUCUGGCUGGUACUCGCACUAUCUGCUCUUAUUUUUGCAGAUGUACCUUAUUACGUUCCAAAGAUCACUACUAAGCCACUUUUGGGGAAAGUCACAUACUCGGGUUUUGUAAUAGAAAAACCACAAUGCAUCUUCAACCAGUAUCCUUCAAGUGAUGUCUGGGUGGUAAUUGCACAAAAUGCUAUUGUCCCAACAUUAAAUAGAACAAGUCUCAGUACACCAGUCAAUGCUUCAUUUCUUGACAGCCAAAACUACUAUCACAUUUUAAAAACACUCGGGUCUGAUUAUCCAUGUACAGACACAUAUGGAAAUGCAGUUGAUUUGUUUAUGAUUGGUUCCGAAACAAACUGCACUGGUAUUUCCUUUUGCAAUCCACCAUUACCACUGCUUGGAUCCUACAGGGUGAAAUUUGUUGUCUUGAAUACUACAGGCUUGGUUGUAGAAUCACGCUGGUCCGAUUUGAUAAGUCUGCAAACUGGACAAAAUCGAUCAUCGAUUAAUACAUCAAUUAAAAAUCAUAGUGCCGGAAUGAAGGUCAUUACUAUUAUGCUUUCAAUCCUUUUAGCAAUUUUAACAGCCUGUCUUAUCGCUGCACUCGUAAUUGGAAGUAAGGACAUAUGCUGGUACAGAAAACUUGACAACCUACCACUCGUUUACUUGGAGAUGGUCCGGAAUUACUACAGCAUGCAUGCAGUGUAUGUUAUACACACUCAGUACAAGCUAAUGGAAAAUGCUCCGUACGCCUACCAGGAACAUUAUAAAUAAUAGUACAGAGUGCGUUUCUUUCUUUCGUUCUGCAAACAAUGGGCAAAUCUCUUUGAGACUUUAAGUGUUUAAAACAAUUAGACAACUGCUUUCUGAAAUGUAUCUAUUUAGCUACUUCCAAAUAUAAAAUUGGCAAACUGAAAUAAAGAAAACUGUGGGACCUAAAAGGGAUGGAGUGAGUUAGGUUUACCAAUUAUUAUACCUGCUUUAGCACAAAUUAGACCGGUCACAGGGCAAAUCAAAUAUAUGGGGCAAAGGGUUUUAAGUUGGUAUGUGUGUAUACUGGACCUUGGAAAUAGGUGGGUAAGGCUUGAAUGCACAAGUGGCCACAAGCAGUAAAGAGAAGGGAGGGACAGUAAUGGGCUGGUGGUGUGGUUGGUGUGCUGAAGGGACUCCUCUAGAUUAGCUCGAAGCAGACUUGGCUGUGGGUGGUCCCGUUUUAGCAUGAACCGCUUGAAACCCCUCUCCCCCUUUUUAGCGGGGAUCUUGACAUCCCCAAAAUUGUAACAUGUGAUUAUGCUUUUGAUUAACUGAAGUCUACCCAUUUAAUGAAGUCGGGGAAAGGGGAAUUUAUCUUUCCGAUACCAUUGCCUGUCUAAAUUAUAAUUAUCAAGGGGUGAUGAAAAGAGAUUGAUUGGUUAAUUGGGGAAGCUUAAACCUUUAAGUAUCAUGAAAGAGGUUUGAACACAUUUUGUCCCUGGCAUGUAUCUUGAAAAAUGUGUUAUUUGGUCUUCUCUGGAAAAAUAUUUCUAGUUUUCUUUAUUAUCCUUUAUACUAGAAAUUGCAGGUUGUGUUUUGAGGUGUUUUCUUAAAAUAGCUACUAACAGCAUAUAAAUAAAUAUUUAUAAAAUGAUCUGCUUUUGUCACUCUCUUAUAUAAUAUUUGAAAGACGCAUGUUAAUAAAAAGUCUACAAAUUGUUUUGUGGUAGCCUUUGUUCAGGUUUUUUGCGCUUUAUAUAAAUUCUCUGUUCUCCUUUCUUGU